UUUAACCUGGCUCAACUCAAUGGUGGACAAGAAUGUUAUUGCUGUAGUUCUGAUGCAGCCCCUUAACACACGGGCAUCACUAUUGUAAAAUGAUCUUGUACGGCACCCGAAGACAAGGAUGUGAUCUUUGUACCAGUUAUAUGCUCUGUCAGGACUCCCGGGGAGUCAAUAAGAAGUUGAGUGGGGACUGAAUCUAAUGGACAUGUGAUAGGUUUAGUUUUGAUUUUUAUUUUAUUUUUUACUAAUCUUGUGAGAAACAGAGAACAGAAGUGCAGAGACAAAACAGAUCAUAUAUGUUAAAGUUGCAUGUAUGCAUAUAAUCACUCACAGGAAUUCAUAGUUUGAAAUUAAUGCAUAACAGCAUCCACUGUCAUUCUUAAGACGGUAAAAACUGUCUGUAUGAGUAUGUAAGGUACUUGUGAGAUGUGGUCAUGCAACAGGAAGUCAGAGUUAUUCACCAGAAAGCACAUGUUACUGAGCUAUUAGGUCACAAGCUAUGAACUGUUUCAGAUGAGAAACACUGUGUGGUGCAAAGAUGAUUCUAGGAUUCUUCUUCAUUUCUGUCAUUGCUGUUUUAUCAGGCACUAAUGGUGAGAUGGGACGUAUAAACAUAACAGUUCAGGAAGAAAAGAAUGUGAUCAUUCCAUGUUCCUAUGAUAACAAGUAUACUGAUUAUCAGAAACAAUGGUGCAUGGAAUCAAUGGCAACUUGUUUUUCUCAAAGAGGCCUUAUGUCAGUCACUGAUUCCCCUGAUCAGGGUGUCUUCACAGUGACCAUGAGGAGCCUGCAGAGUGAUGAUUCUGGCAUAUAUUUAUGUGCUGUACAAUCUGUUGGGGAAAUCAGAGCAGUUGACAAUUCAUAUAACAUAACAGUCAUCAAAGGUUCUCCAGACCUGUCAGUGAGGGACAUCAUGGUGAAUGGUGAGGUGGGCGGUACUGUCACUGUACAGUGUCUCUACAGUGACAAAGACAAGUACACCAAGAAGACAUGGUGCAGGAGAAACAUGGAGAAGUCCUGUUUACAAACAUGGAGCAGAACUUUCGACAGAGACAGAACUAAACUGCAUGUCAAUAAUGUACAAAGAAUAAUGACUGUGACUCUGACCAGACUGGAGAUGAAGGACACAGACUGGUACUGGUGUGGUGUGGGAGACUUAAACUUCCCCGUUCAUAUUACUGUUUCUCAUCAAACACAGACUACUAGAGGUUCAACAACUCUGACGACCUUGACUACAAACAUGCCAACAACAUCAUCGACAGAAUCUUCAGCAGUUCCAUCUUCAACUGACUUGAUACCUACUGGAGCCAGAAAUGGGACACAUGCACAGCGUUUCACCAGUGUGUCUCUGCUGAAAAUACUUCUACCAUCAUGUGGAUUCUUACUGCUUCUUCUGCUUGUUGUGAUGGGAACCUGGAAGCUGUGGCAAAUGCGGAGCCAUUAUCCACCAGAAAUAUCAGCCACAAUAGACACAGAAGUUGGUAUGAAUUUGUGCAGAAUGAUUCUAUUAACUUUAUUACAGAGAGAAGAACAAGAAAAGGCAACAGAAUGGAUACACACCAUGAUAAUGAGGUUACAUACAGUACUGCUGUCAUCAAGGCAAAUCGCCCAUCAAAGGCUUCAAAAGAACGGCAGCUUAAUGACUCUGAAGUGACCUACAGCUCUUUAGUGAUCCAGCACAAAUAGCAGAUAUGAAUGAAAAAAGGAAAAUACAGAGAGAUCAUAAUUCACCAAGAAGGAGCCUUAUCAUUUCAUCAAUUCACUAAGAAGAAACUUCCCCUUUUAUAUUUCUUGAUGUCAGCAUAUUACAAAGUUGAUUUUACAUGUAAAAAAAACACAUCUCUAUUUUGUUAAAUCUCAAAAACCUUUAUAUUCCCUCCAGCAUCUUGAUUUGAGCUUAAUCUCUUACAUUUCAUCGUGAGUACAGAUGGUAGAACUGUGGUUUUGUACUGCUUUUUUCAAAUAAAAUGUAGCAGCAAUAUACAACCCAUAGAUAACCAGAACUAGUUGGACAGAAGAACAUCUGUAUGAAUGAAGAUCUUCAGAAGAAAUGUAAAGUGCUGUUUAGUACUGUUAAUAUGUUACAGUGAUGUACCAGCAUGGUUUAUUCUGCAUGGGUCUAAGGAUUUUC
This is a messenger RNA of Brienomyrus brachyistius, 2128 nucleotides long. RefSeq names its product CMRF35-like molecule 3. Gene Ontology annotation, molecular function: transmembrane signaling receptor activity. Lineage: Eukaryota; Metazoa; Chordata; Actinopteri; Osteoglossiformes; Mormyridae. Bases 536 to 1651 code for a protein of 371 amino acids. The record is from RefSeq and is a predicted model, not a curated record. The transcript is spliced from 9 exons. Gene Ontology annotation, cellular component: plasma membrane.